AAUAAUCGAUUCCAGAUGUGGAACUUCCCGCUUCCAAAUUUCUAAUCCGAUUGUGGAGAAACAUUUACCGCCAAUCUCUCUGUGUCUCUUUCUUCUACUUUUUCGUUGUGAAGCUCUUACACGGAGAGAGAGGAUGUUGGGGAGGGUAAGGGCGUGCUCUUUGAGCUCUCUGGAGGUGUUAGAAAUGGAGAGAACUCCUUCUAAGCUUCUCAAAGACGAUUCUCACUCCAUCUAUGAGAAGACACUGCUGAAGCUACAACAAGGUUCUCAUCGGGAUCUAAGUUUAAUUCCUGAUGAAUCUAUGAACACUGAUACAAGUCCUUCAAUGGCUUCUGAUGAAGCAUCUAUGAAAGUGAAUGCUUCCAUGGACUCUCUUCCAAGCUCAAAAGAGGAGCCACAUGGGAAUUUGUCAGUCCUUUACAUGUUUUCAAGAUACAAAACUUCUCGACAUGACAAUCCAAAUUCAUCAGAUGGUAGUAAUGCCAUGGAAAUGCAGAAUGAUUGCUCCUCAGCAAACACAUCACCAAGUAAUGAUUCUUAACUUCAACUUGGAUGUAUAGUUUGGGUAUGAAUCUGAAUUCGAGUCUUUAUUGUUAUUGUGAUAAUUUUGGAAUCAUAAUGUUGUUCAAUUCAAUUCAAAGCAAAUCCAAAUCCUUUUACAUUGUUUAUGCCA
Molecule: messenger RNA, 673 nt
Organism: Lactuca sativa (garden lettuce)
Lineage: Eukaryota; Viridiplantae; Streptophyta; Magnoliopsida; Asterales; Asteraceae
Source: RefSeq, a predicted model, not a curated record